Messenger RNA from Gavia stellata (red-throated loon), 1470 nucleotides. RefSeq names its product RIMS-binding protein 3-like. Gene Ontology annotation, molecular function: protein binding. Gene Ontology annotation, biological process: spermatid development; neuromuscular synaptic transmission; fertilization. The transcript has 3 exons. Lineage: Eukaryota; Metazoa; Chordata; Aves; Gaviiformes; Gaviidae. The record is from RefSeq and is a predicted model, not a curated record. The annotation marks the transcript as partial. Gene Ontology annotation, cellular component: manchette; nucleus.
AGCCUUGCGCAGAAGGAGGAGCAGAGGCGGGAGCUGGAAGCGCUACGGGCUGAGCUGGAGGAAGAGCGGCACCGCACCCAGGAGCUGCGCCGCUGCUUCGCUACCGAAACCCGGGAGCUGAAGGCGGCUUUGGGCAGGGAGCAGCAGCUCCUGGCAGAGCGGCUCCAGUCCGAGUGGGAGCAGCGACAGGCUCAGGAGGUGCAGCGGCUUCUGGAGUUGAACCAGCGGCAGCGGGUGGUGGAGACCCGCCAGCUGCUGCGCUGGAAGGAGGCUGAGCUCCGCGAGGAACAGGAGCUGCUGCGGCACGAGUGCACCACCGCCCUUGGCCAGACACGGGCCCUGCAGCGGCAGCUGGCCGAGGAGAUGGUGAGGCCCAGCAGCAGCGGCAGGGAGGCCCGGAGCAAGCUCCAGGAUGUCCUCAGCAAGCUCUGCUGGGAGAGAGAUGGCUACCAGCCCGCCCGCAUCCACCACCUCCAGAACCAGCUGCAGCUGGAGAGGACACUCUUCACCAAAUACAUCAAAGGCUCUCCAGAAGCCCGCAAGGAGGCAGAUUGGCUGCGGCAGAAAAGUGCUCAACUAGCUGGCCUCGCCUCGCGGCUGGAAGAAAGAUCCAGGCAACUGCAGGUGGCCAGCAAUCGCCUGAUCAAUACUCGAGUGCCACUGCCCAUCCGACGCUCUACUGAGGAACUGUGUGUGGCAUCGUUUCCUCAGCAGAGCGAUGGAGAAACAGGAGAGGCUGACGGAGCUUUGCUGGCGCAGGACAAGCAGGACGACUCCUCACGGAAGGCGGCUGUGGAGCUUCAGGCCCAAGUGGCUGCAGACGAAGAAGGCUCCUAUGAUGUGAGCACCCACAGCCGAACUCGUGAGCAGUUACAGGUGCAGCUCACGGAGAUGACAAAUGAAAACACCCGCCUGGCUCAAGAAAAUGCUCGCCUCCAUGGGCAGAUGGCUUUGACAGAAGAGGUUCAAGCGGAAAACCUUGACCUGAAAGGACUACUAGCACGAGUGGCAGGCGAGCGAGAUUCUGCCAUCCAAAGAAACCUGAUUGAACUGAAUGAUCGGUAUGAGAAGCUAAAGGAACAACGCCAGCAGCUAUUUCAGGAACUGGAACGGCUGGAAAGAGCAAGAUCCAAGCGUAGCGUUUCCAGGCCGUGCCAGGCUAACCUGGUAGCAGACAAGGAGUCCCUCCUGCUGGAGGCGAUGAGAAAACAACCGGCAGAGCUUCGAGCGUUCAUAGCUCGAUACAGCUAUGAUCCUUUCGAUGGUCCCAACGAGCGGCCUGAACUAGAGCUUCCUCUAGUUGCUGGACAAUACGUGUACGUCUUUGGAGACGUGGAUGAAGACGGCUGGUAUGUGGGAGAGCUGACCGAUGGCACAAGAGGAUUCGUCCCCUCUAAUCUUGUUGAAGAAGUUUCAGAUGAGGGACAACCUGAUGCCAGCGGAGACUCUCCAGGGACAAGUGAUUGGUAG